This is a messenger RNA of Chaetomium fimeti, 2067 nucleotides long. RefSeq names its product kinase-like domain-containing protein. The transcript has 7 exons. Lineage: Eukaryota; Fungi; Ascomycota; Sordariomycetes; Sordariales; Chaetomiaceae. Gene Ontology annotation, biological process: protein phosphorylation. The record is from RefSeq and is a predicted model, not a curated record. Gene Ontology annotation, molecular function: ATP binding; protein kinase activity. Bases 367 to 2067 code for a protein of 566 amino acids.
UGCGCUUUCCGAACUGGUUCAUCCGUCCGGCCAACCCUCGGGCAUCCUCUGAUUCGGGCCCCACGACCACCCCCGAGUGUCUGGGCCACUCCCAACAUCCUGCCCGACUUCGUCGCCCUCGAGCAGCAGUGUCUCGAAAAGCAGAGGCGUGCCUCGCUGUUUCAGCUGCCCCGUCCUUUUCCCUAGCAAGCCCCGGAUGUCGAUUAGGUUCUUCGUCCCGUCCACGAACCACCCGAACUCGUUGCGAUCGUCCCGGACUGGUUAUAUGGAUCCUUGAUCGAUCCAUCUACACCAAAUAAUACAAGGGAGAAAAACGCUCGCCAUUUUUUAGCUUUGGAAGUCGGGGGAAAAUAAGUAAUCGAAAUCAUGGGAAACAGCCAGGGAAAACCCGUUGAGUUCGAUGGGGAAGUGAACCUCAACCACUUCCGUCUUCUCCGAGUCGUAGGCCGCGGUGCUUUUGGCAAAGUACGGAUCGUCGAGAGGAAAGACACAAACUUAUCAUUCGCCCUCAAAUACAUCCGGAAAGAUGAAGUCGUACGCUCGGAGAGUGUCCGCAAUAUAAUACGCGAAAGGAGGAUGCUCGAGCAUGUAAACCACCCCUUCAUCUGCAACUUGCGGUACAGCUUCCAAGACAUCGAAUACAUGUACUUGGUCGUCGACCUCAUGAGCGGCGGAGAUUUGCGGUUCCACAUCUCGAGGAAGACAUUCACCGAGGAGGCGGUCAGGUUCUGGAUUUCCGAGCUUGGGUGUGCCCUGAGGUACAUCCACGGGCAGGGCAUCAUCCACCGUGACGUGAAGCCAGACAAUGUGCUCCUCGACGCCGACGGACAUGUGCAUUUGACAGAUUUCAACGUUGCUUCAGAUAUCAUCCAAGGCAAGGUCCUCACGAGCAAGUCAGGGACGCUGGCGUACCUUGCCCCUGAGGUCUAUGCAGGGCAGGGUUACGAUGUCCGUGCAGAUUGGUGGUCCCUGGGUGUGCUCUUCUACGAAUGUAUCUACAACAAGAGGCCGUUCGAGGGCAACUCGGAAUCAUCCCUCAGCACCGUCAUCCAAGCCGCCCGCCCGAAGUUCCCCGUCACGAGCCCCCCCGUAACAUUACCGUGCAUGUACGCCAUCAAGGAUGCCUUGGACAUCGACCCGAACAAGCGCCUUGGGUCGACAUGGGAAAGCUUCACCCAGCAUGAGUUCUUCUCAUAUAUCGACUUCGUGGCUCUCGAGAGGAAGGAGAUUGAGCCCGUGUUCGUCCCGUCCUCGGAGAAGACCAACUUCGACGCGACAUACGAUCUCGAGGAGUUGUUGCUGGAGGAGGCGCCGUUAGAGGCCCGCGCGCGAAGGCAGAAACCCCGCGAGAGGUUGAAGGACGACGCCACCGACAAGGAGAUCCGCGAGGAUGAGCUCUACCGCAUGAUCGAUACUGACUUCCGGCCGUUCGACUACACGGUGGCAGCCUACAAGAAACUCACACAACAACAAGAAGCACUCUCAACCGGGCCAGACAGCAGCGCCAGCAGCAAGGCAAACCUCCAACCGCAGGCCCUCACAACCGACGAAGCCACCCCCUCCCCCGCCACCAACGGCGCGACCCCAUCACGCGCGUCCAACGAAAACAACAACAACACUACCACCAGCAACACCAGCAGCACCAACGCCACCAAACAAAAGCAGCAGCAACGCCGCGGCAACCCGCCCGGCCGCGCCGCCCCGCUGCCGCCCUACCCGCAGUCGUACAACUCGCCCGGCCCGGCCAGCGGCGGGCGCCCCGGGCGCGCCUUUGUGCCGGGCAUGAUGGUCGAGAGCCCCACGGGCGGCGUGCAGGUCACGCUGGACGGCGGCAGCAGCUGGAGCGACCUGGCGCGGCAGGACGCCACCUUGCCCGCGGACGCGAGCGGGGCGAACAACGAGCCCGGCAAGGGCGAUGGUGGGAGUGGGGGGUCUGGGUCCGGGGGCAGUGGGAGCGGCGGCGGCGUGUUUGGGUUCUUGAGGGGGAAGAAGGGGAGGGGGAAUAGUCCCAAGCCGAAGGAGAGGGGUGUGCUGGGGAAGGAGGGGGCGCGGGUUGUGUUGGGGUGA